AUGACCGCCGAGAGCCGGCUGCCGCCGGGCCCCCCGCCGCCGCCCCCGCCGCUGAAGGCAGACGCGGCGCCGCCGGGGGAAGAAGCGGCGGCGGGGGCGCGGGGCGGGCGGCGGCGGCGCAAGCGCCCGGCGGAGCGGGACAAGCCGCCCUACAGCUACAUAGCCCUUAUUGCCAUGGCCAUCGGGCAGGCGCCCGAGCGGCGGCUGACGCUGGGAGGCAUCUACCGCUUCAUCACCGAGCGCUUCCCCUUCUAUCGCGACAGCCCCCGUAAGUGGCAGAACAGCAUCCGCCACAACCUCACCCUCAACGACUGCUUCGUCAAGGUGCCGCGGGAGCCCGGCCGCCCCGGCAAGGGCAACUACUGGACGCUGGACCCCCACGCCCGCGAUAUGUUCGAGAGCGGCUCUUUCCUCCGCCGCAGGAAGCGCUUCAAGCGCAGCGACCUCUCUACCUACCCGGCCUUUCUCGCCGAGCGCCCCGCAGCGCCCUGCCGCCUCUUCCCGCUGCCCGCACCGCCGCCCGCCGCCGACCUGCCCCCGGCCCCCGCCGCCGCCUCCUGCGCCUUCGCCGCCUCCUACCCCGCGCAGGGCUGCACCGCCGCCCUGCCCCACGCCUACGCCCCGCUGCCCACCGCCCCCGGGCCCUACGCGCCGGGCGGCCCGGCGCAGCUGUACGCACCGUCGGGGCGCAUCGUGCUGCCCGCCUCGCCGCCAGCCCCGGCCGGGCUCUACGGCCGCCGCUCCCCCGCGCCCUUCCCGCCGCUGCCCCACGCCUACGGCGCCGGAGGGCAGCUGUGCCCCGCCGAGCCUGGACCGCGGCACGGCGCCUACCCCGGCGGCCCCGACAGGUUCGUCCCGGCGCUCUGA
Molecule: messenger RNA, 867 nt
Organism: Apus apus (common swift)
Lineage: Eukaryota; Metazoa; Chordata; Aves; Apodiformes; Apodidae
Gene: FOXE1
Product: forkhead box E1
Exons: 1
Coding region: 1-867 (288 amino acids)
Biological process (GO): anatomical structure morphogenesis; regulation of transcription by RNA polymerase II; cell differentiation
Molecular function (GO): DNA-binding transcription factor activity, RNA polymerase II-specific; RNA polymerase II cis-regulatory region sequence-specific DNA binding
Source: RefSeq, a predicted model, not a curated record